Amphiprion ocellaris (clown anemonefish) is the source of this 4195-nucleotide messenger RNA. It is a transcript of the gene elna, whose product is annotated as elastin a. The transcript has 36 exons. Gene Ontology annotation, molecular function: extracellular matrix structural constituent. The record is from RefSeq and is a predicted model, not a curated record. Bases 204 to 3179 code for a protein of 991 amino acids. Lineage: Eukaryota; Metazoa; Chordata; Actinopteri; Pomacentridae.
CAGACAUAGAGGAGGAAAAAAGCAAAGUGAUCCAUUGAACCAGAGUCUUUGCCCUCCUUUAAUUACACCGACUCCCAUAUCUUUUUCACGUUUUUUUUUUUUUUUUUCACCCAGUGUUUGAGACUUCGGGGCUAGUAGUGGUAAUUAGCAAGGAGAGAAUAAAACCAGCUGAUCGGGAGAGGGGUGGUGCAUUUUGGAGCGAGAUGGCUAACAGAAACAUUCUGUUGCUCUUCUGUGGACUCUUCCUCUUAGCACUGCUUCAGCCCUCUCUACAAGGAGGUGUGUACAUACCACCUGGUGCUGGGUUUGGACCUGGAGGAGCUGGACCAGGAACUGGAUUCUUUCCAGGAGCUGGAGGAGUCCCUGCAGGCUAUAAACCAGCUAAAGCUGCAGUAGGAGGUUAUGGAGGUGCAGGCCGAGGUGUUGUCCCAGGUGGUGUGGUACCAGGAGGUGCUGGAGGUCUGGGCUUUGGAGGACUGCCAGCAGGACAAGGUGGAAAGGCCCCUAAACCAGGUUAUGGAAGUCUAGGAGCUGGAGGUCUUGGAGGCGGCGGACUGGGAGCUGGAGGCUAUGGAGGAGGUGCUUAUGGAGGAUAUGGUGGAGGCGCCGGUGGAUUUUUCCCAGGAGCUGGACAAAAGGCUGCCAAAAGAGGUGCAGGAGGCCCGCUGCUACCACAAGGGGGGGCUGGAGGAGUAGGUGGGGGUCCUGGCGGCGCUGGAACUGGAGCUGGAGUGCCGGCUAGAGUGCCUGUUAUUCCUCAGACUGGUCUUCCAGGAGGGGCUGCUGGAGGUGCAGGAAAGAAAGCUGCCAAAGUGCCAGGGGUGGGUGUGCCUGGACUUUACCAAGGUGGAUUGGUGCCAGGAAAAGGAUUUGGUGGACGUGGAGUUCUGCCUGGGGUGGCCACUGGAACUGACCUGAGUCCCAAAUCAAUUGGAGGAGGAGGACAAGUAGGCCCAGGAGGCCGUGGGUAUGGUGGACCAAUGCAGCCAGGAGUUUUCCAUGGAUAUCCCCUUAAAUCACCCAAACUGCAAGGGGGCUAUGGUGCAAAGCCUGGAGGGGGAAAACUUCCCUUUGGUUACGGGGGCUUUGGUGCUGGUGGAGCUGGACUUCCAGGAGGACAAGGUGGCGGUGGGUCAAAGCCUGGAUAUCCUAUUGGAACUGGAGUGGGGCCUGGGGGCAUCUCUCCUGCUCAGGCUAAAGCUGCAAAAUAUGGUUUGGGUGGUGUUGGAGGCGUUGGUGGUGUUGGAGGUGUUGGAGGUGUUGGAGGCAUUGGAGGCGUUGGAGGUGUUGGAGGUGUUGGUGGCAUUGGAGGCGUUGGAGGUGUUGGAGGUGUUGGUGGUAUUGGUGGACUGUUUCCAGGACAGGUGCCAGGAGGGUAUGGAGCUGUUUCCAAAGCUGCUAAAUUUGGAGUACCAGGAGGUGUCCCUGGAGGGGUACCUGGAGGAGUGCCAGGAGGUGUCCCAGGAGGUGUCCCAGGAGGGGUACCUGGAGGGGUGCCAGGAGGUGUCCCUGGAGGGGUACCUGGAGGGGUGCCAGGAGGGGUACCUGGAGGUGCACCAAUUGGAGUUCCAGGGGCUGGAUAUUCACCAGCGGCCAAAGCUGCUAAAUAUGGCCUAGGAGGGACAGGGAGGCUGGGAGCAACAGGAGGACUAGGCGGAGCAGGUCUGGGUGGAGUAGGAGGACUGGGUGGAGUCGGAGGACUGGGUGGUGGAGGAUACUCUGCUGCUGCUAAAGCUGCUAAAUACGGGGUAGGAGGACUAGGAGGAACAGGAGGACUUGGUGCAGGAGGACUAGGAACGGGAGGACUGGGAGGAACAGGACUAGGGGGCGCAGGAACAUACCCUGGUGCUGCCAAAGCUGCUAAAUAUGGAGCAGGAGGAACAGGAGGACUCGGAGUAGGAGGACUUGGACCAGGAGGACUUGGAACAGGAGGACUCGGAGUAGGAGGACUUGGACCAGGAGGACUUGGAACAGGAGGAUACCCUAGUGCUGCCAAAGCUGCUAAAUAUGGAGUAGGAGGACUAGGAGGAGCAGGAGGACUAGGAACGGGGGGACUGGGAACGGGGGGACUGGGAACAGGACUGGGAGGUGGGGGAUACUCUGCUGCUGCUAAAGCUGCUAAAUAUGGUCAAGGUGGCGCAGGGGUAGUUCCAAGUGGAGGUAGAGGAGUAGUUCCUGGAGGCUCAUUUUUACCAGGAUAUGGCUCUUUGGCGGCUGGUGCCAAACCUCCUAAAUUUGGCGUCCCUGGAGCUGGCCUAGGAGGAGGAGGAUUCCCAGGGGGAGCAGGGCAGGUGCUGCCUGGUGGUGGUUUUGGUGGGUUUGGAGGUGGUGCUGGAGUCAAACCCCCAAAAUAUGGAGUAGCAGGAGGAGCUGGAACAGGUUUAGGAGUUGGUGGACUGGGAGUACCAGGAGGAGUACCAGGAGGAGUACCAGGAGGAGUACCAGGAGGAGUACCAGGAGGAGUACCAGGAGGAGUACCAGGAGGACUACCAGGAGGAGUACCAGGAGGAGUACCAGGAGGUGGACAAUAUUCUGCCGCUGCAAAAGCUGCUAAAUACGGAGUUACAGGAGGCGCUGGAAUAGGGCUAGGAACAGGAGUACUUGGAGGAGCAGGAGGAGUACCGGGAGGAGUACCGGGAGGAGUACCAGGAGGUGGACACUAUUCUGCCGCUGCAAAAGCUGCUAAAUACGGAGUUGCAGGAGGUGCUGGAGGAGGGUUAGGAACAGGAGUACUCCGAGUACCAGGAGGAGUAGGAGGAGUACCAGGAGGAGUAGGAGGAGUACCAGGAGGAGUAGGAGGAGUACCAGGAGGUGGACAAUAUUCUGCGGCCGCAAAAGCUGCUAAAUAUGGAGCAGGAUUAGGAGGAGUCCCUGGUGGAGUACCUGGAGGGGUUGGUGUUCCAGGAUAUCCAGGUGGUGUUAAACCACCAAAGCAUGGGGGCAUUGCUGGAACAGGAGUUGGAGUUCCAGGGCCGACGCCGGGUACAGCUGUUGGUGGUGCUCCAAAUGGUUCUGUUGUGCCAGGAAAGGAUGUUGGUCUUGGUGGAACUGCCCGACCAGGCCCCACUCCUAUUGCUGCUAUUAGCAAGGCCCCAGAGGUCCCACAGCCCAGUAAGACUUGUCGUUUGCAUAAAGUCCUUAACCAUGAAGUGAAAUACAUGGCACUUACUCUAUGUUGAAGCAAACUGUAGUUGAGUUGUAGUUUAUUUUCCACUCUGAUGUAGUAUGGGUCAGUCCACUCAGUAUUUGUGAAUGUGAUUGGGACUCUUCAUUCACAGCAUCCAGAUGCAGCAUUUUAGUGAUUACAGAUAAAAAUUCAAGUGCAAUUUGGUUUACAAAUACAAAAAGGGUAGAUUUCCACUCCUAGAACCUGCAGUGUUUUGCCAGUUCUUUAUUCAUUUUCUGGUUUGUUGCUACUGUUUUAUUUACAGUUGUUUGUCUAAAUCAAAUACAUUUCAUUUUUAGUAUGAUAGCAUACUUAGAAUUCAUAUGACCAAAAAUUACAGCAUCUAACUCAUAUUUUCUCGGGUUUAUAGAGAGUUGUUCACCUUCUCAAAUACUGUUUGGAAAGACUGUAUAAAUCUGUCUUUGGCAUGCGUUAGUUAGUUUACUAAGUAGAACUCUGUUUUACUUUGGGAUUGUGAAGACAUUCAGUUACAUCUUCCAGCAUUACAUGUGUUGUGCUAAGUGAAUUUAGCAGUUUUUGCCAGACACAAUUUUUGAAUGUGCAGGUUUCAUGUAGUGCUGGAAGAGAAAUUAAUAUAACCCAUCUUGUUCCUGAUGAUAGCAACAGUAGUAUAUCAGUUGUGACCAGUUUUCUCUCUUUCACAACCGCACUACUUUUCCUUUUACUAAUAGCUUGCUCUGCUUGAUGGAUUUCUUUCACAAAUAUCAUAGGUACAAUUUCUGGGAAAUUUAUUAUUCUGAGAGUAGUGAUAGAUUAAUCAUGUAAUGUCAUCUUUCCAUUUCUGAUGCUCUAAAGGCCUACAGAGCUUUGUUUUGACUGCACGAAUGUUUGCACUCAUCAGUUUGUUUUUCGCAGUGACGGGUUUUCCUGACAUUUGUAUGGUUUAAAGUUCUUGAUGUUAUUGCCAUUCAUGUCACAUUCUAAUAAUUUAGAGUUUUUUAUCAUUAUUUAUACGUGUAUAUAUAUAUAUACUGUGAAAUGGCUGCUAUAAAAUACCACUUUUCAGGA